Messenger RNA from Gamsiella multidivaricata, 907 nucleotides. RefSeq lists its product as uncharacterized. Gene Ontology annotation, cellular component: cytoplasm. Bases 84 to 791 code for a protein of 235 amino acids. Lineage: Eukaryota; Fungi; Mortierellomycota; Mortierellomycetes; Mortierellales; Mortierellaceae. The transcript has a single exon. The record is from RefSeq and is a predicted model, not a curated record.
ACGUGACCGGUGACAGCCCAGAGACCCUGGGGAUCCCGGGGAGAUCCCUGGGCCCCCGGUGAAAUAGGUACCCAAAUGUGCAGAUGUCGGUGGGCCAAGGGGCUGGCCACUCCCAUUUAUUCAUUCACUCAUUCAUGUGGAUAUCGCUUUGUCGCUCGUCAUUCUGUUUGCAGCUUUCGUUUUUCUGCCGCUCACAUUUGUAUUCUUUAUCUUCUCCUCCCCUCCUUCCUCUCCCAUCGCCCUUCUUCUUCCACCGGUCCUUCUUUCCUUCUUCUUUUCCCUCCUCCCCCCUCCUCUCCCGCCAACUCGUUUUAGUGUUCAUUAUCGCACUCGCUCUUGUCCAUCUCCGCAGCAUGGGAAAUACCACCACAAAGGAAAAGGCCGACCACAUCGAUGGAGGCGCACUGCUGCCCCACGGCGUCUACUCUGGCCCACAAGACUAUGACUUCCGGAUUGUGCAACGACUUAUUCUACAGCGCAAGCUGGCCCCCUUCUACAAGGGCCUCGAUGACUGGGACGAUAGCGAGGAUGCUCAGGAGGAAAAGGAGAAGCAGCAACAGCAGCAGCUCAACAGAGCUAGCAACACUACUACCACUCCAAUCCUCAACACGAACACAGCAACGGCAACAACGACAGCAGGCACUGCUCCUCAUCACCAUCCCCACCACCACCAACAACAUCGCAUGUCAGAAGCAGAGCGUGAAAUGAGGCGACUUUACCAAGGCGCGAUCGAAUGUCCCAUUUGUUUCUUGGUAAGAAAACUUUUUCUUCCACACUUCAUGCCGAAAUAAUCAUAGCCUUCUUCCUCUUACUGUGGACACUCGUGGACCUGCGUCGUAUCAUCUGCCCAUUAUAUGUUUUGAUACUUUAAAUCCCUUCGGCCCUGCUGCCUUUUUUUUUUUUUCCG